GCAUUCUGCACUUAUGUAUAAUAAGGCAGUACCCUAAAUUUAUGUAGUAUAAUAAUUAGAUAGGGUUAAAUUUGUAUUUUAUUUUUUUUUGAUAUUAUUAUUGAAUUACGCCAAACAACUGAUAAAAUUAUUGAAAUAUCAAUUUUUAAUAUGAACAGUGUUUUUGAAAAGUUUUUAUAAAUUGAACUAAGAAAUAGUUAAAUAGUGCUGUUGAUUAUAUUAUUAACAGUAUUUUAAAAUACUAGAUUUGUGUCAAGGGAUAUGCAAUGCUUUUAAAGUAUUUGUUGUUUAUUUUUGGAUUGUCACAAUGCAGUCUCAAUCAGAAAAUCGUCUACGGUUUCACUUACGAUGUGGUACAUUGGUAAAGUUAUCCCUUAACAAUAGAUCAGCUAAACGUCUUAGGGCCUAUGAUGAAUUUAAUAAUGGAGUUGUUAUGACUAACCGAAACUUAUUUGAUGAUGAAUUGUUUGAGAUUCGCAUCGACAAACUUGUUGAUAAAUGGAGUGGCAGUGUUGAAGUGGGUGUAACUAUUCAUGAUCCAAGUACCAUACCAAUUCCAUCAACAAUGACUAAUAUGAGAACGGGUACUUCAAUGAUGUCUGGGCGUGGUAUAUUGGCUAAUGGAAAAGGGAUUAGAAGGGAAUAUGGCAAUUUUAAUUUAGAUGAUUUAAAGGUUGGUGACAGAAUCGGUCUUAUGCGUAAAAAAAAUGGUGAUCUUCAUUAUUAUAUUAAUGGUCUUGAUCAAGGCGUAGCUGUUUCAAAUUUACCUUCAAAAGUAUGGGGUGUGGUUGAUAUGUAUGGUAGGACAGUUAAAGUUACUAUAGUUGAUAGAGAUGUCAAUGAAGAAAAAAAUCUAAUCACUAGACUUAGUAACUCUCUGACAUUAUCUAUUGAAAAUUCAACUCUCAAUGAAGACUUAUUAGAAUUUCAUCCUAAUUGCGGUGCUCAUACUUUAGUCAUAAACAAUAAUACUGUAGCUUAUAGACCAAAUGCUUUAGAUGAUUUUAAUAAUGGUGUUGUUUUAACUAAUCGUCCUUUAAAACCUAAUGAGUUGUUUGAAGUACGUUUGGAUCGUUUAGUCACUAAAUGGGCCGGAUCUAUUGAAAUUGGUAUAACAACUCAUCGACCUGGAGAUAUAGAUUAUCCAUUAACUAUGACAAAUGUUCAUUCUGGUACUUGGAUGAUGACUGGUGUUGGAAUUAUGCACAAUGGCAUAACUGUUGUAAAUCAGUAUGGAGUAAAUUUAGAUACCUUACGAGUAGGUGAUCGUGUAGGUGCCAUGGUUAAGUCAAAUAGUUCAUUACAUUUCUAUGUGAAUGGUGUUGAUCAAGGUGAAGCAGCUAAAAAUGUACCGCUUGGAGUAUUUGGUGUUGUUGAUUUAUAUGGACAAGCUGCUCAGAUAACCAUUUGCCGCGAAAAUAAUGGAGAUAAAACUUCACCACAUAAGAAUAAUGUUAGGUUUUUUACCAAUCACGGUAAAAAUGCACGGAUAGUUCCUGGGUCUAGAGGUCGUACUGCUGAUAGAUUGUAUUGUGAUUAUGAAUUCAGCCAGUCAAUUGUUUUAGUAAAUCAGACAUUACAAGAUGGAGAGCUAUUUACUGUCAGUGUAGAUAAAUUAAAUGAUCGAUGGUCAGGAUCUAUCGAAGUUGGUGUUACUACCAUACCUCCUAAUGUUUUGUCUACUGAUUUACCAAAUACAAUGACUGAUUUAGACCACGACACUUGGGUUUUAUCUGGUUGUACAGUUAUGAAAGAUGGAUUAGCAAUCAAAUAUAACUAUGAAUUAGAUUUGGACAAAGUUAAAGUUGGCUCUGUUGUUGGUGUUAUGAGACAUAACAAUGGAAAUUUACAUUACUUUUUGGACAAUGUUGAUCAAGGAAUAGCUUGUACAAAUGUACCAUCACACUUGUAUCCAGUAAUUGAUAUUUAUGGACGCUGUACUCAAGUAACAAUCCAGAGUCCACCUGAAGUUAAAUGUUAUGAAAGUGAAUCAGAUAUAAGUUGUUGUUCACAAGAUGGAACAAUAUCUGAACAAACUGAAACUGGAAUUCAAGGGCAAAAAGAUAUAAACCUUUCUGGAUAUCUUUUCGGAGAAAACAUUAAGUUAUCAGAUGAUUGUAGAAUAGCAACUCGAAUAAGUUCAUUCAAGGGAGGUCUCAUAAUAUCAGAUAAAAAAUUAAUUCCAAAUGAAUUAUUUCAAAUAUUAAUUGUAAAAUGUGAUAAAAAAUAUGCAGGAAGUUUACGUAUUGGUGUUAUAAAUUCUUCUCUGGAAGGUGCUUUACCACUUGAUAUAAAAGAAAUAAAUAAUAAGGAAGUUUGGUAUUUUUUAGGUAAUCAAGUGUGGUAUAACCAAUCAUUAGUAAAAACAAAUUACUGUCCUAGUUUAAAUAGAUUAAAAGAAGGAGAUAGAGUGGGAAUCAAGUAUACAAGUGAUCGAUCAUUACAUUUAUAUGUUAAUGGUUGCGAUCAAGGAGUUGCUACAUAUAAUAUACCAGAUUCAGUUUAUGCUAUAUUUGAUCUUUAUGGUUGCCAUAUCUCUGCUAAAGUCAUUUAUGUUGAUCAAGAUAAUAAAAAUAAUUUGCAAAUGGUUUCUUCACAAUGUAGUGAAAAUUUAUCAGAUAUUUCUGAAUCUGUUAAAGUAGACACUACUAUUAAUGUUUUGAAAAGAAUGACUGUUCUUGAUGAAGAUAUGAGUGAGUGUUGUUCAUCUGAAAUAAGUUAUUUUAUUGAUGAAUCAACAUAUAAGUUAAUGAGAUUUAAUGAAUGGCAUGGUAAAAAUGUUCGUUUAUCAAGGGACGGAAGAACUGCUACUAGAACUGAUAGUUAUAAUUUUGGUUUAACUAUGACAUCUGAUAUUUUAAUACCAAAUACCAUAUUCCAGGUUGAAAUACAAUCUUUAAACAAAAAGUGGGAAUCAUCUCUUAUGAUUGGAGUAUCUAAAAUUUCUUCCAUUAAUAAUGAUGCACCAGCUACAGCAUUAUUGUUGAGUGAUUACAACAGUACGUGGGUGAUCUCUGGUGAUUCAGUUUACUAUAAUGGUCUCAAAAUGAAAAGUAAUUAUGGGCCAGAUUUAAAUUAUUGUAAUUUAGGUGACAUAGUAGGAAUUAUGAUUGAUAGUAAUAAUUGUCUUAAGUUAUUUUUUAAUCGUAUUGACUAUGGAGUGGCUGCUACUAAUAUACCGAAUGAUUGUUAUUGUGUUAUUGAUUUAUAUGGUCAAUGUGAACAAGUAUCAAUAGUCAACCCUUUUAUUGACAUGUCACCUGUAGAUAUUAUUCCAAAUAUGCCAUUAGAAAAUGAUUUAUUACCUGAUGAUGUUGGGCAACCAGUGCCAUCUGAAGAAAAAGCAGAAUUGGAGGGAGAUGAAAAACAGAGUCCAGCGCAAGAAGAAACUGAUCUAGCUGAUUUAACAUGGAUGAAAACUGAUAAAACUAAUGAAAAUGUUUUGGUGGCUAGUGGUCAUGAUGUUAGAUCUCGAUCAGCCGAGUUAUCUGGAUGGAUUGAUGAAGAAGCAAGUACUUCUUCACUGAAAAGGUCUAAAAUUCGAUCAGGAAAGGCAUCUAAUUAUUAUAAAUUAGAUAUUAAAGAAAGAAAACGUAAUGAAAUUUUGAAAGUAUUACGCUUGAAACAAUGUCAAUAUUUCAACUUAUCAUUGAAAAUCAAGACAUAUUUGAGUAUUCCAGAUGAAUUUUUCUUAGAAUCAGGUCAUACUUGUUAUUGUGAUGGUUGUAAUUUAUACACAUUUGAUGAAAACAAAUUAUCAAUUGAAACUGGUUGGUGUAAGUUCCUUUUAUGUCAACAUCCAAAACAUAAUAAUUUAAUAUUGGAUAAAUGGCAAUCCGCAUAUGUAGGAUGUUCUUAUUCAAUGAUACGUAAUUGUCUAGAUAAUGGAACAUUAAUAUUUAGAGAAACAGAAACUGAAAAUACAGUGCUUUAUCCUUAUCUGAAACGAACAGUUUGUUGUCAAAAUAUAAAACAUUUUGAAUAUUUUGAUUCUGAAACUUGUAAUUAUUACAAAUGUCAUGCAGCGUUUGAAGUUAUGGUUGAACCAGGCUCUUUUGAGAUUGGUGAACUUUUACCAAAUUCUAGUAAAACUGAAUGUCAACAACAGAUCUCAUCAUUAGUCAUUCCAAAAAGUAGUACUAAAACAGUACUACUAUCUCUUUAUUUUAGAUUUGAUAGAGAUAUAAAAUAAACUCAACUUUUAUAUUUAACUUAUUUAAAAACAAAUUCGAUCUCAUUUAUUUUUGUUAAUUUGUUUAUUUUAUUAGAAUUAUAAUGAACAUCAUAAAAUAUAUUUCUUAAU
Messenger RNA from Daktulosphaira vitifoliae (grape phylloxera), 4303 nucleotides. RefSeq names its product neuralized-like protein 4 (gene Neurl4). The transcript has 19 exons. Lineage: Eukaryota; Metazoa; Arthropoda; Insecta; Hemiptera; Phylloxeridae. Gene Ontology annotation, molecular function: ubiquitin protein ligase activity. Bases 308 to 4192 code for a protein of 1294 amino acids. The record is from RefSeq and is a predicted model, not a curated record.